Effrenium voratum is the source of this 1362-nucleotide messenger RNA. NCBI's taxonomy places the organism in Eukaryota, Dinophyceae, Suessiales, Symbiodiniaceae. The record is from the annotation of a GenBank genome assembly.
AUGACUGAGGCAGACGUGUUGGACGACGAGAGAGUUCAGUAUCACGCCCGCCGGUUUAGAGAAAAGCAGGCUGAGGUUGUUCUGCAGCGCUACGAGACGCAGAGGGGGGAGAUGAGCAAGGCACGGCUUGAGAAGCAUGCUCUUCACGUGGCUUCUUGGCUUUUGACGCUUCCGGCAGAGGAGACGACGAGGGAACACAACGGCCUGUCAGUGGUCGGUGUGUUGUUGCGGUAUCUGGAAUCUUUGGAGAACCAGCCUGAUGGUCAGCCGUUGUGCGAGCGCUUAGUUCGGAUUCUGACGGCCGUGUCUCAGUAUGCUGGACGAUUCUUGGGCGAAGGCCCUGCUGCGGCUGAAGGUUGCUCGCUUGGCAGAGAGCCUCGCACAUCGGACCGUGAGCAACUUGAAGAUAAAGCAGUGCGUUUGAUGCAGAGGGCAAUCCAGACGUGGAAGAACAGUGAGCCCACAAGCCGCGAGACGUAUGUCAAGGAUUUGGAGCUGGAACUGGAGGAAUCGGCCGACCCUGCCACACUGCGGAGGAUUCUGCGCCGUGCUGUCGCUGCCUUGUCGUCACCGCGGUGCCAAGGGCAUGGCAUGCCCCAGUGCAGCCCAUCGCAGAGUGAGCUGCCAGCAUGUCCAGACCUGCAAGUUCGGCUGCGAAAGAUCGUACUGUGUUGCCUGGAUGUCAUGGAUUUGACAGACUCGUUGGUGCAGCCUUCGCUGCAGUGCUUGCAGAUUAAUUUGCAGAAGUUCCAGGAGCUUCUCGAAAGUGCGAGCUCUGUGGCCAGCAAGAAGCAGUGGCUUAGGUUGCAGGCCAAGUGUGUUGGUGGCAACCCUCAAGAAGUUUGUGCAGAGUUACCAGUUGCCAUGAGCAGGAAAGGGCACUCCAACUUGAUGUGUGCUGCCGUGUCCAAAGGAGGCAAGAGCCAGAAACGGCGAAGAUGCGAGCACGGCGAAUUGCGAUAUUGCCGCAUUUGUGCUGGCUGCCCUCAUGGUAAGGUGAAGCAAUUCUGCGAGAAAUGCAAGCCGUGUCCACAUGGUAAGUUAAUCAGAAACUGCGUGGAGUGUCGUGGCUGCCCGCAUGGAAAACUGCGGCAAAACUGCCAUCGGUGCUGUCCAUGUCCGCAUGGCAAGGUGAGGCGAAGCUGUGUGCAUUGCUGUGGCUGUCCGCAUGGCAAAAGGAAGCAUGACUGCCGGAAAUGCAGUUCUUGUCAACACGGCAAGGCGAAGCGAAGUUGCAUCCUGUGCAGCGCUUGCGCGCAUGGGAAGCUCCGAAGAAAAUGCCGUCAGUGUAUUGUUCCACGUUCUGGCCUGCGAGGCCUAGCUGUACAGGCUGGACCUGAGGAUCAAAUUUCGCGUGCGUAG